Molecule: messenger RNA, 1041 nt
Organism: Acinonyx jubatus (cheetah)
Lineage: Eukaryota; Metazoa; Chordata; Mammalia; Carnivora; Felidae
Gene: PSME1
Product: proteasome activator subunit 1
Exons: 11
Coding region: 147-896 (249 amino acids)
Biological process (GO): regulation of G1/S transition of mitotic cell cycle; positive regulation of endopeptidase activity; regulation of proteasomal protein catabolic process
Cellular component (GO): cytoplasm; proteasome activator complex; nucleoplasm
Molecular function (GO): endopeptidase activator activity
Source: RefSeq, a predicted model, not a curated record
UCCUCUCCCCGUCUGGCCCCGCCCCCUCCAGUACCUCCACUCCCCGAUACCGAGGAAGGCAGUGGUGGGGGCGAGCGUUUGCUUUCGCUUUUCCUUCCCUGUGCGCACUCCGGUUCUCGUGCGGCGCUAGGCCCCCCGCCCCGGCAAUGGCCACGCUCAGGGUCCAGCCUGAAGCCCAAGCGAAGGUGGAUGUGUUCCGUGAAGACCUGUGUACCAAGACAGAAAACCUGCUGGGGAGCUACUUCCCCAAGAAGAUUUCUGAGUUGGAUGCAUUUUUAAAGGAGCCAGCUCUCAAUGAAGCCAACCUGAGCAAUCUGAAGGCCCCAUUGGACAUCCCAGUGCCUGAUCCAGUCAAGGAGAAAGAGAAAGAGGAGCGGAAGAAGCAGCAGGAGAAGGAAGACAAAAAUGGAAAGAAGAAAGAGGAAGAUGAAGACAAAGGUCCUCCCUGUGGCCCAGUGAACUGCAAUGAGAAGAUUGUAGUCCUCCUUCAGCGUCUAAAGCCUGAGAUCAAGGAUGUCAUUGAGCAGCUCAACCUGGUCACCACCUGGUUACAGCUUCAGAUACCUCGAAUUGAAGAUGGGAACAAUUUUGGAGUGGCUGUACAGGAGAAGGUGUUUGAGCUGAUGACUGCCCUUCACACGAAGCUGGAAGGCUUCCACACGCAAAUCUCCAAGUAUUUCUCUGAGCGGGGCGAUGCUGUGACCAAAGCAGCCAAGCAGCCCCAUGUGGGUGAUUAUCGACAGCUGGUGCAUGAGCUGGAUGAGGCAGAGUACCGGGACAUCAGGUUGAUGGUCAUGGAGAUCCGCAAUGCUUAUGCUGUGUUAUAUGACAUCAUCCUGAAGAACUUCGAGAAGCUCAAGAAGCCGAGGGGAGAAACAAAAGGAAUGAUUUAUUGAGAGCCUCUUCUCAUCCUGUAAUGGGUCCAGCAGAGACCUUCCUAUCUUUUACACAGGACUCCAGACUUUCCCCACCUUCAGCCUGUUGAGGUUUCUCCCUCCCCUGCCUCCCAGGCCCAAUAAAUAGUCAUACCAUUGCCCUUCA